This is a messenger RNA of Ornithorhynchus anatinus (platypus), 882 nucleotides long. It is a transcript of the gene DDX49, whose product is annotated as DEAD-box helicase 49. The transcript has 6 exons. Bases 85 to 882 code for a protein of 265 amino acids. NCBI's taxonomy places the organism in Eukaryota, Metazoa, Chordata, Mammalia, Monotremata, Ornithorhynchidae. Gene Ontology annotation, molecular function: nucleic acid binding; RNA helicase activity; ATP binding. The record is from RefSeq and is a predicted model, not a curated record.
CAAAGAGGCGCGCCGGAAGUGGGCCCGAGGGGGAGCCUGCGGAGUGACCGGCCGCCCCUCACCCUCCCGUUCCCUCACCCCGCCAUGGCUGGCUUCGGGGCCCUGGGCCUGGCGCCUUGGCUGGUGGAGCAAUGUCAGCAGCUGGGGCUGCGGCAGCCCACCCCCGUGCAGCAGAGUUGCGUUCCCGCCAUCUUGGAGGGGCGGGACUGCAUGGGCUGUGCGAAGACGGGCAGCGGCAAGACGGCAGCGUUUGUCUUGCCCAUCCUUCAGAAGCUCUCCGAGGAUCCCUACGGGAUCUUCUGCCUCGUGCUGACGCCGACCAGGGAGCUGGCCUAUCAGAUCGCCGAGCAGUUCCGAGUCCUGGGGAAGCCUCUCGGUCUGAAGGACUGCAUCGUGGUCGGUGGGAUGGACAUGGUGACCCAGGCCCUGGACCUGUCCCGCAAGCCGCACGUGGUCAUCGCCACCCCGGGGCGCCUGGCUGAUCACCUUCGCAGCUCCAGCACCUUCAGCAUCAAGAAGAUCCGCUUCCUGGUGAUGGAUGAGGCGGACCGGCUGCUGGAGCAGGGCUGCACGGACUUCACCAAGGACCUGGAGGUGAUCCUGGGUGCCGUGCCGGCCCGGAGGCAGACGCUGCUGUUCAGCGCCACGCUAACCGACACGUUGAAGGAGCUCCAGGGCGUUGCCAUGAACAAGCCCUUCUUCUGGGAAGCCCAGAGCCAGUUUCCCCCGGAACGGGGAGCGGCCAACUUCGGGGGUCUCCGCCGCGCCCCGCCCGCCGCGGUCUUUGUCUCCCGGGCCGGCGCUACCCGCCGCCGCCGCCGCCGCCUCCUUCUGCCGUCGCCGUUGCCGCCGCCGCCGCCGCCGCCGCCUCCUGCCCCAUAG